This is a messenger RNA of Anarrhichthys ocellatus (wolf-eel), 953 nucleotides long. RefSeq names its product aquaporin-1-like. Lineage: Eukaryota; Metazoa; Chordata; Actinopteri; Perciformes; Anarhichadidae. The record is from RefSeq and is a predicted model, not a curated record. Gene Ontology annotation, biological process: renal water transport; hyperosmotic response; carbon dioxide transmembrane transport. The transcript has 4 exons. Gene Ontology annotation, molecular function: ammonium channel activity; water channel activity; carbon dioxide transmembrane transporter activity. Gene Ontology annotation, cellular component: membrane. The coding region runs from base 79 to 870 and encodes 263 amino acids.
UUGCUGGUGGAACCAAACCUCUGCUUGGGCCACAGUUACAUGUGUCACUGAAACACUGGCCAGAAUCUGUUGUUUGGCAUGAUGUUAUUUAACUGGGAAACCAUGUCAGAAAUUAAAACGUGGGCAUUUUGGAGGGCAGUUCUGGCUGAGUUUCUGGGGAUGAUCAUCUUUAUCUUCAUCGGCCUCUCGGCUGCGAUAGGAGACCGAAACAAUUCCUUCCCCGACCAGGAGAUUAAAGUGGCAUUGGCCUUUGGCUUGGCCAUUGCCACAUCAGCUCAGUGUCUAGGUCACAUUAGCGGUGCCCAUCUGAACCCUGCGGUCACCCUGGGCCUCCUGGCCAGUUGCCAGAUGAGUCUGCUCAGAGCCUUUUUCUACAUGAUCGCUCAGAUUUUGGGAGCAGUGGCUGGCAGUGCCAUUGUGUAUGGUAUCAGGCCUGAAACAACACAUUCACUUGGUGUUAACAAGCUAAAUGGAAUCAGCCCAGGUCAAGGUCUUGGUGUGGAAUUCCUGCUCACCCUUCAGUUGGUCCUGUGUGUGCUUGCAGUCAGUGACAAGAGACGUGAUGUCGGUGGAUUUGCACCUCUGGCCAUCGGAUUGUCUGUAGUGCUGGGACACCUUGCUGGGAUCAGCUUCACAGGAUGCGGAAUUAACCCAGCUCGAACCUUUGGACCUGCAGUUAUACAGGAGUCAUUUAAUGAUCAUUGGGUAUACUGGGCCGGACCAAUGAGUGCCGGUGUGGUGGCGGCGCUUCUGUACAAUUAUCUGCUGGCACCCAGAGAUGAACCAUUCAGGGAAAAAGCAAGAGUGCUGUUCUGCUGUGGCUCAACACAGGAAAAUGGAAUUUGUGAGCCCCUUCUAGAGGAUGUUUGAGAGUGGUCAAAGGAGAUUCUUGUGUGAAAAUGAUUACUUUAUACUGCUGAUUUUUGAAUCAAAUAAAAUACUUUUUCAACAUC